UCCAACUUCAAAAGUAGAGUUGACAGUGCAGUUGUGGUUUUGUUGACACGUAAUAACUUUGACAAUGGACCCCCACGUUGAAGUAAUGCAUGUUAUUCACGAUGGUGCCCCAAAAUUGGAGACAAAAGUGCAAGCACAACCUUCUCCAACGUACAAUAGACGAAAGGACUCACCCACUGAGAUUGCAAUAGGAAAUUCUAUGAUUGACAAUAUAUGGGCUGAAAGGCAGCAGAAAAACCCUCGACUGUUUAACGGGACUAAAUUCCGGCUUCAUGGUGUCCGUGAUUCGGGAACUUCUGGAGAAAUUGUUGAACUAUUGGUUGGAGUAACUGAUUACAAGGAAUAUCUUGGUACGAACUGGUCUCCAAAAGUAAACGAACUGAAAGAAGAUGGCCAACGUCUACACAAUAACUCCCAGACAUUCCUAUCAGAUGCUCUAGGCGUUGGUGCAUUUGUGGUAACAAAGGACAAUUGCAUGAUUCUACAAAGAAGAAGCCCUCAUCUUGCUGAAGCCUCUGGUCUGUGGGAUGUUCCUGGCGGACAUGCUGAACCUUGUGAACUUGUUGGUGACCUUUCAUUGCUUGACAUAGAUGUGUCUUCAAUGUGUGGUAAGGAAGUUGUUCAUGAGAUUUUCUCUUCGAUUUUGAGAGAGGUGGUGGAUGAGGUCAAUAUCCCAGCAGAAUGCUUAGAACCUCCAAGGUACCUCGGAACUGCAAAAAACACCUCAAGUGCUGGAAGGCCGAGCAUGGUGUUUGAAAUUAGGAGUACCCUGACCUGUGAUGAAGUUCUUGCACGAUACAAUGAAGGCAAUCAGUCAGAGGCAGACGAGUCAACCAACAUCACUUUUAAACCUGUGAACACAAUUCAUAACCUUCAGACUGAGGACCCGCAGUUCUGGUCUAGUAUGGCCCCUUCAGCUAAAGGAAAUAUUACUGUUUAUUGUCUAGCCUACGGGUUGCGAACGUUUUGAAAAGUCUCAAUUUGCAUGCUGAAUUCAUCCUAUAACAGUGGGCUACAAAGGUUGUUUUAAAUAAUUAUGUGGGAUACAGAGGCGGAAUCUUUCUCAUCUACAGCAGUAGUGUUGGUUAAUCUAAUCUGAUUUGAUACCAAUGUGAUAUUAUCUGGAACAAAGAUGUAAAACCUGAAGGGCUUCCAAGCUUGAUCGUUCACUUUGUUAUUCUAUAUACUUGCAAGAACAGAAAUACCUUUUGUGAUUGUUAUUCUGUGCUGCCUUGUUUCUAUCUUGAACGUUUUGCAUUGCUUUUAUUACAUUUUUAUAGUUGUCGUACUUUAAACACCUUGCCUUGUUUACAAGAUACUCUUUGGCUUUGUUGGGAAAUUGUCUUAGUGAGCACCAUUUUUCUUUGAAUCGGUCUUUGCUGUUUGAGAAAACAAUCUUUUUUAAUAAUAAUAUUAUUUUUCCUGAGGUUUUGCAAAGUGAUUGUAAUAUUAGUUAGAAGUUAUUAUUUUGUUGUCAUUAUGGUGAAGCAGAACUUUGCAUCUGAAUAACUUGGAUUUUUAAAAUUGUUUUACGCACUGUGAUCGCUCUCUUUGUCUCCCAUGGGGAUGGUGGAAAGUUCUGUUAAUGGAGAUAAAUUAAAAAUUAAGGGCUCAGUACAUGUACCUUAAUUUGAAAUGUUGGUCAGGGUCUGUUUUCGGAGGUAUAAAUGUGUCAGUCAUGCUUACUGAUACAAAAGUCGUGAUUUGGAUUGUAAAUGGUUGAAUUUGGCUGAUUUAUGCAACUGGUGUGAUGAUAUUGAGCGUAUUUUUGACCCCGACGGCCACCCCCACCCAUCUUCGUGAAGAAUCAAAUCCUGAGUGUUAGUGCUAAACCUUUAGGCUGUUGGCCUUACAACGUUGUGGGUUUUAACCCCGUCAAGGAAAGGCACUUUACACAAAUUUUCCUCACUUCUCCCAGGUGGGAAUGUGUACCAGGCUAUAAACAGCAAAAGAUCUUAUCAGUAUGUUAGUAUUUAAGCAGUUAAUCGGCUUCUUGCUCUGUAUGCUUUCUGGGAAGCAGAGAAUGUUUCUGUGUGUUCUAAGGUCUACUGGGAAAUAAUAUAGAUUGGAAGGUGCAUUGAGCUUGCUGUUGAGCGGGGAUAGGCGUUAUAUAAGUGCCAUUUUAAAAUUAUUUAUUAUUGUUUAUUGUUCCUGUUAUCAAUCGUGCAGCUCAAGAGUUUUGACUCUCUGGCCCUGUGCUAUAUGCUUUGCAAAUACAGAUGUAGCACUGUUGUUGCGAUAGACAUAUCAUCGCUUUUGUCAGAAAAAUGAGUCACUCCUUUGUGACCCCGCUUUACAGGGUCAGUACAAUAACUUUUGAGUGUUUCAAUUUUCUUUUGCUAUUUGGAUGAUAUAAUCUUGUUUAGAUAAUUUUUAUCUAGCUUGCUUUGUUAUUUCUUGGGACAUUUGAAUGUUGGGUGCUUGACUGCAUGAAGACGUUUGUGUCGGGUACUUUCGUUAUUAUUUAGCGGGAUUUGUUUCAGUCUGUCUUGUUUGUUGAUUUAUUUUCUAGUCCUUGUUAGACUAAACAGAAGGUCUUUGAAGAAAACAAUUUUAAAAUGCAGAUUUGAUGGGAAACCUGGUGACUGUUUACAAGCUAUACAGCGUUAUUCCAAAUGCAGCAAUUUCAAAAUUAUUACAGUAGAACAUGACUAUAGCAGCACCCGCUACAGCGGGACCAUCCCUACAGCAGGACCUUACCGGAACCCCCGUUUUUUUUCUAUGUAAACUCAAUUACCUGUGCUCGGGUUUAGUGGGAUAAGAAAAGGCCGAACUCAGAUACAGCAGGAGAGAUCGAGCAAGGUUUAGCUGGAGGGAAGGGGUUUGGGGGACUUUAGGCGGGCUCCAAACAGGCAGUCAGCAGUGCAGUGUUGUGAUUGGCCAGUCCAGUGAUGAGUGAAGUGGGGCAGGCGGCCGAGAGAGAUGGUGUGGAGAGACGCGUUACGUGAGCCACUCCAAAAGUGAUGUGCCGUAUCUUAGACGCUCAGUAUGAGAGCGUAUAGGCCAUAGCCCUAGGCUAGACCAAAAAGUAAAAGAAGAGGAGAGCUUGUCGUGUUUAAUUCCUCAUUAAUUGAAUUGCAAUCCCUGAUGCUCACUUAGGCAUACACCCGCAUCCGCUUCACCAGUUUUACAGUAGGCCUACCCGUACGAUAGACAACAGAAGCAUCAAGGCCGAGGAAAAAGUGGCUUCCAACAAAGACAAAAGGAAAUGCUUCUCACUCGAAUUAAAGGCCAAGAUAAUGAACGAAGUUGACAAG
Aplysia californica (California sea hare) is the source of this 3257-nucleotide messenger RNA. Its product is annotated as uridine diphosphate glucose pyrophosphatase NUDT22. The record is from RefSeq and is a predicted model, not a curated record. Lineage: Eukaryota; Metazoa; Mollusca; Gastropoda; Aplysiida; Aplysiidae. The transcript is spliced from 3 exons. Gene Ontology annotation, molecular function: GDP-mannose hydrolase activity. The coding region runs from base 65 to 970 and encodes 301 amino acids.